CUGCCGAAGAUCAACAUGCACCGCUAACAAACAUGAACCCACAGAAGGCAACAACUGUUCAUGGCAUAUUUAGGAAAGCCGCACAUCGAGAUCUCGUACUCGAUGGCCUCCAUCUCCUUCCGGUUGCUAUAGUAAUACAUCAUGGCCGCAGCAACCUCUCAUGGCAAUCCCUCUUCCAGUUCACCUGAAAAAGGACAAAUCCAUAGAAAUACUCUUGGCAGCCAUGAGCGACGGGCAUGGUGUGUUGCCCCCUUUCCCGACAACGAACGGGUGGUGAGCGCCUCCGAUGACGACACUGUCGUUGUUUGGAAGUUCAGAACAAAGGAAAAAGAAUACUGCUGGUCCCACAAGGGCGCUACUGCUGUCUCAGUCUCUCAUGAUGGCCAAAAGGUUGUCAGCGGGGGUCGUGACUGCGCUCUCCAGCUUUGGAAUGCAGAGUCCGGCAAGCAUCUCGCUGGACCCUGGAAGCUGCAUAAACAGAGAAUCUGGUCUGUGUCAUGGUCACCAGACGGAAACCACAUUGCGUCCUGUUCAGAAGACAGUAUUCUCGUAAUCUGCAACGCUGAUUCAGGAAAGCCUAUUUUCGAACCUCUCCCAACCGAACAGGCGGCUGUUCACGCUGUCGCUUACUCCCCAAAUGGGGAGAGUGUCGCCACUGGAGGAAAAGACUCUACAAUCAAAAUUUGGGAUGCUCGCAAAGGGCAUAUGCAAGCAACACUGCGCGGCCACGAGAUGUCUAUCUCUUCAGUUGUUUGGACGAAGGAUGGGAGUCAAGUCAUCUCCGGAUCUGUCGACCAUACUGUUCGAAUAUGGGGCAUUACCGAGCAAAAAGAAUAUCAGCACACGUGUUUGCAACUGCAUCUAUCGACCACGCAUACCUUUGGAAUCUCAAGACUCGCCAGCGCCUUGAUGGCCCAUUCGAGCUCUCUGAAUAUGACGAGGCGAAUGGUGUUGCGCUCUCUGACGAUGAAAACACUCUCGCUGCUUGUACUGAAAGGGGUAAAUUGUACACUUGGAACAUCGGAAAAAUCACCUCAGUGAUUCACAAGGGGGACGUGGAGGACAGCAAGUUCAGCGACAUUGACGAUGUUAGGAUCUAACCCCCGAGACUCUGCGCAAAAUUGACUCAAUUGUGUGUAGGUCCAUGUCACUGAAAUGCCCGACCACGAUCCUCUGCCUCGUUUUUUCGAUGUAUGUUCGUUCAUGUUUUUAUCUAAUACAACUGCAUCACAAACUUAUUUAUCAGAGCAUGGGCUCAAAUGGGUCCCGAGGGACUCCCUCACAGAUGCGGAAUGGGAUCAGGAGGCCCUUGCGGCAGCGGCUGGUUUCCCCAUUU
Suillus subaureus is the source of this 1336-nucleotide messenger RNA. RefSeq names its product WD40-repeat-containing domain protein. Gene Ontology annotation, molecular function: protein binding. The record is from RefSeq and is a predicted model, not a curated record. NCBI's taxonomy places the organism in Eukaryota, Fungi, Basidiomycota, Agaricomycetes, Boletales, Suillaceae. The transcript is spliced from 4 exons. Bases 142 to 1041 code for a protein of 299 amino acids.